CAGUCGUAGACUGGCUCUUGACGUGGCUGAAAUUUCCGAGAAAAGUUUAUCAGGUAAAUGAAUCUCUCAAUGGCCCUUCUCGAGCUAUAAUAUUCGACCAAAAUUCCCUCCUAGUCCCCAGCCGCAAACGUCGCAAUGGUCUCGACUUCUCUUGAUUUGGGACCUAUUCCAAACAGACAGCAUAAGAAAUCCAAGAAUGGUUGUUUACAAUGUAAACAGAGAAAAGUCAAGUGCGAUGAGAGGCGACCGCUUUGCCUAAACUGCUCCAAGCAUUUCCGUAACAUGGAAAAGUGUGAUUUUGCUCCCCCAGCCAAAAAGUCCGUAUCCUCUGGAGAUUAUGUGACUACCUCCCAGCCACGGAGUACCACGAGGAAACCCAAACAGGUGCGGAAAGGGGCAUCUAUCAACCUGUUUGGAAAUCCGGGAGGCGGAGUGGAUCCAUUCAAAUCUUGUGCUGGAAGCAACAUUCCAAAUGCCGAGCUUUUCAUGCAUCACUACUUCUCGAAUUUUAAAUCGAAGAACUUUCCAAUGGCUCUGGGAUAUCAAGAGAAACCCUUUCAGCAGACAUGGUGGUCAAUGGCUGCAGAUGACCCUGCUAUGUUCAAUGCAACUCUGCAACUGAGUGCAUUUGAUCUUGAAGUAUUGCAAGGAAGCAAAGAAACACAGAGUUCGAAGCUGCUUCUCAAUAAGGAAUGUAUCAGUCUCCUCAGACAACGUGUUGAAGAUCCAGUAUUGGGAAUUAGCGACGAGACUAUCGGCUCAAUUCUAGUCCUGACCAUAGUUGAGUUCGAGAGAGGCAAUUUGAGAAUGGUGAAAAUGCAUGUUGAAGGCCUGAAGCGAAUCGUCAGCAUCAGAGGCGGUCUGGACGCUAUUCGAGCUACGAAUCCAGUACUGACAAACUUAAUAUUUGGAAUCACAAUGACUGUCAUGACCGAACCCCAGUUCUUCUCGCCUACCGCUUGGAAACCUCUCGAAGACAUGCCAGAUUACUCCAACACGAAGAGCUUAUUCCACUAUGAAAACGGAGGUGUAUCAUCAACACUUGCAUGUGCCAUCCGGGAGCUGAGGAUUAUGACCAACAACUUCUCGAACCCACAGUGUAUCGGGUGGCCUGCGAGACCAACACCGACGCUGUGCUCGAACAUUUUAAUUCGCCUGCUUUCCAUACCAAUCCCGCAAGACCAGGGACCACUUGUAUCUUGUGUAUCUGAGUGUAUAAGACUCGCUACUGUUAUGCUAUGCUUCUUGCCUUUUCAACAUGACUAUCCCAGUCCUGAGUAAGUUGUUUUCAUUAGUCUUCCAGUCCAGCCCAGCCACUUCACCAUGUCUGCCUCUUCACUUUCUUAAGGACUUCCCAGUAUGUGAAGUCGUGGACAAUUCGUAACUUUAGCAGCCAGUUGUGGAUCUCCAAAUUUGAUUUGUGCCUCGCGAUUCCCAAUCUUGCUCUGUCGACUAAAAUAAUGCCGCUAACAGCUCUAGCCUUAUGUUCAACGUCCAACUCCACAAGCUCAAAGCCAACCUCGAAAUAAUGCUUGACAUCGGUUCCUCAAGUCAUCCCCUCCUGCCAUGGAUACUCAUGUCUGGAGGAAUAUUCGCGCAGGAGCCCGAGCGAGGAUGGUUCAUAGGCCAGCUCCUGUCCGCUUCAUCGGACUUGGGAAUAUACUCGUGGGGAGAGAUGUUAAAGUACUUGAUGAGUGUCAUUUAUAUCGAGUACUUCUGCGAGAUUCCUUUUCGACAGCUUUGGGAUGAGGUACUGCAAAAGAGGUCGGAGCUGGACUUGGUCGAUCUCGAUCCUUGGUAGGAUAGCUGGAAUAGAUAAACAUGAACAGCGAGGGGCGUUCUCUGGUGCAAAUCUCUGGUACGCUUGCGCCGCGAUAGAGUGAUGUCCCUUUUCUGAAGUCUAAUAAAACAUUGGACAUCGAAAAAGAAACGGUAUUGGCUUCGAACUAUAAAUACAUUUAUAGCUCUAUCCCAGAAUUAUCGAGGUAGCUAAUACCUUGUUGUUAUUCGUGCGGUGCACAUAAAAGUCUAGCGCCGAGAUGGGUUAUUCGCAACAGAACUCCCCGUUUGAGGAGCAUAAAUUCUCCAGUGUCUUAACAGCCUCUUACUCCGGCCAGACAAUAGCACAACUUUCCGUCACGAGACACAGAUAGCACCACGUGCAAUGUUUUGAUGUUUUGAUUUCGAAGCGACGGCUAAACCUCGAGGCGAGUCGGGAU
Molecule: messenger RNA, 2219 nt
Organism: Cadophora gregata
Lineage: Eukaryota; Fungi; Ascomycota; Leotiomycetes; Helotiales; Ploettnerulaceae
Exons: 7
Coding region: 136-1281 (381 amino acids)
Biological process (GO): regulation of DNA-templated transcription
Molecular function (GO): DNA-binding transcription factor activity, RNA polymerase II-specific; zinc ion binding
Source: RefSeq, a predicted model, not a curated record